AUGGAGCCUGGAAUAGCUCUCAAAGGAUCAACUUUUGAUACCCUAAUCAAGCGUUGUCUGUUGGGGGACCAAUCAGGUGCUUCAUCGUACAAUUACGACGUACCAUUUGGGCCUUCCUACACUCUCAAAUGGACAUUCAACAACGAUCUAGGGCUCGUGUUUGCCGCGGUUUAUCCGCGGAUUCUCCGUCUCUUGUACGUGGAUGAUUUGCUGGAGAUGCUUAAGCAAGAGUUUUCCAAAGUGUAUGAACCGAAACGAAUGGUGUACAAUGAUUUUGAUGAUAUCUUUCAACAGCUUAAGAAAGAAUCCGAGGAUCGCGCCGAGAGAGCCAGGAAACCUAAGCAGCCUGCGAAGGUUGGCGCCGGCAUAGGUAAUGUGGGUAUUGGUAAGGGUGUUGGAGCUGCUGCUGAUGAAGGUAAACAAAAAAAGAGUGAUGAAGAGGAUAAGGAUGGUAAGAAAUCUAAACUUAAUGCACUCGUAGACGGGCGUUCCAAUGGCGAUCUUGCCGCGAAAGUGGAAGUAGAUGCUAAUGGUGAUGGAAAUCCGAGUUCAAGUACUAUGGCUUUUGACAGAGAUAGGCUGAGGAAGCUGCGAGGAGGAGGAGGCAAAGCUGCGAAGAGAGUUCCAAAGUGUCCCAAGGAGGCCCUCAAGAAAGCGCCGAGAGUUUGGAAUGAUUCGCAGCCGCUUUCACAAAAAGAGUUGGAUUUUUCUACUGAUCAUGAUCCUGUGAGUGAAAAUGUUCCUGCUUUCCAUAUGGAUCAUGGCGGCGAGAGUAUGAUGGACAAGGGGGAAAUUGAAGCAGAGGAAACAGAAAAGGAUUCUAAGACUACUGAGAAAAAGAAGAAUAAUGGGUGGUUCUCAACCAUGUUUAAUUGCGUCGUUGGAAAGGCGAGUCUAGAUAAGGCGGAUCUUGAACCUGCUUUGAAGGCUCUAAAAGAUAGGCUGAUUGCCAAGAAUGUGGCUCAAGAAAUAGCUGACAAAAUCUGCUACUCUGUCGCAGCAAGCCUCGAGGGUAAAACUCUGGCCUCGUUUAGUCGAAUCUCCUCCACUGUGGAGGCCACGAUGGAAGAGGCGAUUGUUCGUGUUUUAACUCCAAGAAGGUCGAUUGACAUUUUGAGGGAUGUUUAUGCUGCAAAGGAUCAAGGGAAACCGUACGUGAUGGCUUUUGUUGGUGUCAAUGGAGUUGGAAAAUCUACUAACUUAGCUAAGCUUCGCAUACACGCGCACAAACUCCAGAUUCCGAUAUUCGAGAAGGGGUACGAGAAAGAUCCUGCGGUCGUGGCCAAGGAAGCGAUACGAGAGGCCCCCCAAAAUGGUUCGGACGUGGUACUGGUUGACACUGCGGGACGGAUGCAGAACAAUGAACCGCUGAUGCGCGCGCUCUCGAAGCUGGUUUACGUCAAUAACCCGGACUUGAUACUGUUUGUUGGUGAAGCCUUAGUUGGUAAUGAUGGUGUGGAUCAGUUGUCAAAGUUUAGUCAGAAACUCGGGGAGCUUUCUCCUUCGCGUGAAAAUCCCCGGUUGAUUGACGGAAUUCUGCUCACAAAGUUUGAUGCCAUUGAUGACAAGGUUGGAGCUGCACUUUCUAUGACAUACAUAUCUGGAGCACCCAUUAUGUUUGUUGGAUGUGGGCAAUCCUACGCAAAUUUGAAGAAGCUGAAUGCCAAGUCCAUAGUGAAGUCUUUACUCAAGUGA
Molecule: messenger RNA, 1695 nt
Organism: Oldenlandia corymbosa var. corymbosa
Lineage: Eukaryota; Viridiplantae; Streptophyta; Magnoliopsida; Gentianales; Rubiaceae
Source: the annotation of a GenBank genome assembly